AAAUUAAGUACCAAAAAUAAAUCUUCAAGUAUUUUGACAAUAGCAUUAACUCCUGUCAGGAGAGAAACAGUUGCCAAAUUGAAGGUUGCAAUCAAUGGAUUUGGACACAUUGGCAGAAACUUCCUUUGGUGCUAGCAUGGCCGGAAAGACUCACCCCUUGAUGUGGUUGUUGUUAAUUACAGCGGCUUCACACUUGUUGAAAUACGAUUCAAUGCUUGGAACUUUCAAAGCAGAAGUCAAAAUUGUGGAUGAUACCACCAUUAGCGUUGAUGGCAAGCCAAUCAAGGUUGUCUCUAACAGGGGCCUUCUUAAGCUUCCAUGGGCUGAUCUUGGCAUUGAUAUAGUCAUUGAGGUGGAUCCUUGCACUUCCUCCUCAUCAAUUGCAGUUCUCUAAAGCAUAAUUUCUUUCACCAGCACAAACACCUUUAGUUUCAGUUUCAUAGUAGGAAUCUUUUCAACAACUGUACUGGAUUACUGAACUGCGCAAAGGGAUGGAAAUUUAAUUAAAGACAAAAUUUUAGGAGUCUUUUUAGAUGACUGGAGAAAUUCAUAUGCAUUCUCUAGGGAACAAGAGUUUUCAUGGAUGGCCCUGGAGCUGGGAAGCACAUUCAAGCUGGUGCUAAGAAAGUUAUCAUCACUACAAGGUGCACCUUUUGUAUACUUUUAUAUCUAUUGUUUUGUUAAAAUAAAUCAAUUUAAAUUUU
Molecule: messenger RNA, 704 nt
Organism: Rubroshorea leprosula
Lineage: Eukaryota; Viridiplantae; Streptophyta; Magnoliopsida; Malvales; Dipterocarpaceae
Source: the annotation of a GenBank genome assembly